GUGAAGAGGCGUCGUGAAAGUUUUAUUAUAUUCCAAGUUUUGUUAAAUUCCAUUCGUAAGUGUACAAAUAUCUGCGAGAUCUGAAAUACGUACAAUUAAAAUUAAUUAUUAAGAAUAUCUCUUUCGUUGAGGAAAGAAAAAAAUAUAAUUUAUUGGUAAUCUUUAGUUAGAGAAGAUUAUACCGGAAAAAAUUCUGAAAUCGUGCACCUCUAAAUUUUAUCAACAUCUUUAUACCUCUCGAAACAUGCAGUCGCAUUUCGUUUUUCCGAAAACGAUUAUCGACAAGAUCGUGAUUCUGUGCUGUUUUUUAAAGCUGAUCAUUGCUGGCGUUCUACAACAAAGAUUCCCUUGCGCGCCAAUCGAUGCAAUUUCUGCGAGUGGCGAUGCGGUGCCAGUGACGUGCGCGUUCAAAUCAAUUGGCGGCAAAGUGGAACCGAUACUUCCGACCUACGUGAAAGUUUCUACCCCGAUUUCGUACAGGCCGUUGCCGAAAACGUCGUCCUUAGUGUACAUUGCCCCGCCGAUUUUUAAAACGGCGUCUGCCGUCAUUGCGACGGACACGAAGAACGAGAGAGAAGCAGAAUUCACGGCCUAUCCAAGAUAUUCGUUUAACUAUGGCGUCUUGGACGGAUACACCGGCGAUUCGAAGUCAGCAUGGGAGGAGAGAGACGGUGACACGGUGAAGGGGGAAUAUUCUGUGGUCGAGGCAGAUGGAUCGAUUCGUACGGUCACUUACACAGCCGAUGACCACAAUGGCUUUAACGCAGUGGUGACCAGAAACGAGCCUCCGAGGAACGCGCAGCAAUAUAACAAUUUGAAAGCGUUUCUACCGGCGACUAUCAUUUCCAAUCCUCGUCGAAGAUGAACCGAAUUGCUCUGCCCCUUUGUACAAAAUAACAAUUUGCGUUCCGUUAAAUACUUUGCCUUUUAUUAUCCACCGAACGGAAUAAAGUAAAAAUCUACACUUGUAUACGUACAGUUAGUUUUCGAAUUCUUUAUUAUUAACAAUGCUUUAUUUAAAUACGGUGUGGUUACAAAAAAUAUUUUUUUUUCUUUUUCAACCUUUUUCCCUCAUAUUUUUCUAACAAAAUUCCGACCUCUGUACUCGCAAUACAGCGUGAAUAAUUAUACCAUUUACAAAGGAUAGACAAACUUAUGUCACGAGGAAACAUUCGUUCGAAGAUCAAAAAUCGAUUUUGAAAAAUAAUCUCUGAAUCAAAGUAGAUCUGAUUAUCUAAUCUUCAUUUCCUUGUGCAAGUGUCAAUUUUAUUUUCACUACUCAGCUACAAUCUCUAUUUAUAUAUACACGCUAAAAUUCAGUGAAAGAAAACUUUACACAUUACAAAAAAUAAGACGAAAUUUAUCAACUGUUCCUAACACAGAUCAUUAAAAAACUAAGUAAAUUACUACUAUUGCGUCAUUAAUGUUAACGGAGUUAUACAUGAAAAAAUAUAAAUAAAUCUUGUGUAAUACUUAAACAAUGAGAUUACAAACGUUUCACCGAUCUUAACUUAUUGGUAACAGAUCUCGUACCUCUCGCGGAACAGAAACGAAUUACAAAAAAAGGACAACAUCAAUCUAAAGACUUCGCUGUUCUACAUUUGUCUCUUAAACCUAAUAAUAAGAUACUGUUCGACCAACGCAACGUAACAUUUCAACAUCGUUCGACCUGAAAUUCAUCUUUGUACAAUGCUGUUGUUCAUCGGUUUACAAUCGUAAUUCUCGUCGAAACAAAAACUGUUAAAAUAGGAAUCCUAUUUCGGAAGGAUCGCCAAUAACAUCCUUCGUUACCCCAAGCAUUUAUCGUCUAACUAAACCUAACGCUUCUUACAGCGUUAACAAUAAGCCUGUAGAGCGUAGUUCGCUCUCCCAGUGUCU
Molecule: messenger RNA, 1878 nt
Organism: Frieseomelitta varia
Lineage: Eukaryota; Metazoa; Arthropoda; Insecta; Hymenoptera; Apidae
Product: cuticle protein 19-like
Exons: 4
Coding region: 245-865 (206 amino acids)
Cellular component (GO): extracellular matrix
Source: RefSeq, a predicted model, not a curated record